AUGGAAGGGAAACAGCCAGCAGGGAUGAAGCCAAGCAGGAGCACCAAAACCUCUACAGCAGCCCGUAGGGAGGGCAGAGAGCCCUUGGAGCAGUCCACCAGUGACGUGGAAGUGGAAAACGAAGGCAUCAGGCAGCCUGAGGAACGUCCUGCUCAAGCCGGCUCAGAUGAGGUGGCUGAUAAUCGCAGUUUAGAAGAGAUUUUGGGUAGUAUUCCUCCUCCCCCACCUCCAGCAAUGGCCAACGAACCCGGUGCUCCUCGGCUCAUGAUAACUCACAUUGUAAACCGGAACUUCAAAUCCUAUGCAGGGGAGAAAAUCUUGGGACCUUUUCAUAAGCGUUUUUCAUGUAUUAUCGGCCCAAAUGGCAGUGGCAAAUCCAACGUCAUUGAUUCCCUGCUUUUUGUCUUUGGCUAUCGAGCACAAAAGAUCAGAUCCAAAAAACUCUCAGUGCUGAUCCAUGAUUCUGACGGGCACACAGACGUCCAGAGCUGUUGUGUGGAAGUUCACUUCCAAAAGAUCAUUGACAAGGAAGGAGAUGAUUAUGAAGUCAUUCCUAACAGCAAGUUUUAUGUAUCCAGAACUGCCUAUAGAGAUAAUUCCUCUGUCUACCACAUUGAUGGGAAGAAAACGACAUUCAGAGAUGUUGGGAUUCUCCUGCGAAGUCAUGGGAUUGACCUGGAUCAUAACAGAUUCUUAAUUUUACAGGGGGAAGUGGAGCAGAUUUCCAUGAUGAAGCCCAAAGGGCAGACAGAGCACGAUGAAGGCAUGUUGGAAUAUUUGGAAGACAUAAUCGGAUCUGCACGACUGAAAGAGCCAAUCCAAACUCUGUGCCGCAGAGUAGAGAUCCUGAAUGAGCAGAGAGGGGAAAAGUUAAAUCGAGUUAAAAUUGUGGAAAAAGAAAAAGAUGCCUUGGAAGAGGACAAGAAUAAAGCCAUUGAGUUUCUUUGUUUGGAAAACCAGAUAUUUAAAGAGAAGAAUCACAUCUAUCAGUACUACAUCCAUGACCUAAAGAAACGAAUAAAAGACCUGGAAGUGCAGAAAGAAAAAGUCAAUGAAGAAACAAAAAUUAUUAAUGAGAAAAGCAGUAAACUUGCAGAGGACACAAAAACCAAGACUAAAGCUUUGAAAGAACUUGAAAAGAAAUUCAAUAAAAUAACAAAGCUCAUAGAGGAAAAGAAAGAAGUAUUUAGUCAGUUGGAUUUGCAGGAUGUGAAAGUAAGAGAAAAUCUAAAACACACCAAAAGCAAGGCUAAAAAACUGGAGAAGCAGCUCCAAAAGGACAAGGAGAAGGUAGAGGAGCUGAAGAAUGUCCCUUCCACCCACACAAAUGCUGUUGCUGAAGCCACAGCCAAGAGGGAAGUGCUGGAAAAGGCCAAGGAGAAAGAAGAAGGAAAACUCAAGGAUGUUUUGGCCAGUCUUCAGGAAGAGACAAAGGGAAUUCAAGAGGAAAAAGAGGGCAAAGAGAAAGAGCUGAUGGAGUUCAGUAAGGAAGUGACUGAUGCUCGUUCCAAGAGGGAUAUAGCCCAGUCGGAGCUGGAGAUCUACCUCAGCCGCUACAACACUGCUGUGGCUCAGCUCAACGAGGGCAAAGAGGCUCUGCUGAGCACCUCAGAGACUCUGAAGGAAAGGAAAGCUGCAAUCAAAGAUAUAUCUGUAAAACUGCCCCAGGCUGAACAGCAGCUGAAGGAGAAAGAGAAUGCACUGGAGAAACUGAAGAGAGAAGAGUCGGGUGUCAAGGGUGUGGUGCGAGACCUGCGCUACAAAGUAGAAGAAGCCAGAAGUUCUUUAUCACAAAGUCGUAGUCGAGGAAAAGUGCUUGAGGCUCUGCUCCAGCAGAAGAGAUCUGGGAAUAUCCCUGGCCUGUAUGGAAGACUGGGAGACUUGGGAGCCAUCAGUGACAAGUACGACGUGGCCAUUUCCUCGUCCUGUGGAUCUCUGGACCACAUUGUUGUAGACACCAUUGACACUGCUCAGGCAUGUGUGAACUUCCUGAGGGCAAGUGGAAUUGGAGCUGCCGCAUUUAUAGCCCUGGACAAGAUGAGUCACUGGGAAAAGAAGAUGGAAAAGAUCCAAACUCCUGACAACGUCCCUCGGCUGUUUGACCUGGUGCAGGUGAAGGACCAGGAGGUCCGUCGGGCUUUCUACUUCGCCCUAAAGGACACUCUGGUGGCUAAGGACUUGGACGAAGCUACCAGAGUGGCAUUCCAAAAGGAUAAAAGAUGGAGAGUGGUCACUCUGAAAGGAGAACUCAUUGAGAUGUCAGGAACCAUGACUGGUGGUGGGGCGAAAGUCAUGAAGGGCAGAAUGGGAUCCUCAGUUGUGAUGGAUAUCUCAGAAGAAGAGAUCAGAAAGAUGGAAUCCAAGUUGCAGCAGGAUUCCAAGAAAGCUCUGCAGUGUGAAGAAGACAAGUUACAACUUGAAGACGACAUAAGGAGACUGGAGCAUGACAUUAGGGAGAUGAGAAAUACCUCUGAGAAGUACACAGCAAGUAUCAAGAGUUUUUCUGAACAAGAAGUUUAUCUAAAAGGACAAGUCAAGGAACUCGAAGCUAACGUCGUUGCUGUUACUCCAGACAAAGCCGAACAGAAGAAGCUGGAGAAAAUCCUCGAUGACUAUAAAAAAGAGCACGACCGCUUGGCCGCGAUUGCUGCUCAGAUGGAGAAGGAGGUGAAGCGACUGCACAACCUCAUCGUGGACACCAACAGUCGCAGACUGAAGGAACAGCAGGACAGAGUUGAUGAGAUUGACAAAGAAAUAGAUGAAUAUUCCUCAGCCAUCACCAAAGCCCAGGUGGCAGCCAAGACUGCAGAGAGAAACCUGAAGAAAUCCCAGGAGGCUCUUCAGCACACAGAGAAGGAGGUGGAAGAUAAUGAGAAGGAAAUGAAAGCCUUGACAGCAGAGCUGACUGCCCUAGAGGACAAAGCCACAGAGGUGAUGAAUGACUGCAAGCAGGCAGAAGAGGCAUUGCCAGCAGUGCAGGAGGAGCAGAAGAGUUUACUGCAGGAGAUUGAGGCUAUUAAAGAAGAUGAACACUCACUGCAGAGUGAAGCUCUGAGCAUCAAACUGAAAAUUGAACAGAUUGACAAUCACAUUUCUACACACAAGUCAAAGGUUAAAUACUGGCAGAAAGAGAUCUCCAGAUUAGCCCUGCACGCCAUAGACGACAAACCCCCUGAGGAACUGCCAGUCCUGAGUGAGGAAGAGCUGGAGGCUCUCAAGGACCCAGAUGUGAUCACCAAGAGGAUUGCUCUGCUGGAGGCACAGCAGCACACGAUGAAACCCAACCUGGGAGCCAUCGCUGAGUUCAGGAAGCAGGAAGAGCUGUACCUGAAACAUGUGGCUGAGCUGGACAACAUCACCAGUGAGAGAGACAACUUCAGACAAGCCUUUGAAAAUGUCAGGAAACAAAGGCUGAACGAAUUCAUGGCAGGAUUUAAUGUCAUCACAAAUAAGCUGAAGGAGAACUACCAGAUGCUCACCUUGGGAGGGGAUGCUGAGCUGGAGCUUGUGGACAGUCUGGAUCCCUUCUCUGAGGGAAUCAUGUUUAGCGUGAGGCCUCCCAAGAAAAGCUGGAAGAAGAUCUUCAACUUGUCAGGAGGAGAGAAGACCCUGAGCUCCUUAGCCCUGGUGUUUGCCCUUCAUCACUACAAGCCAACUCCUCUGUACUUCAUGGACGAGAUCGACGCAGCACUUGACUUCAAAAACGUCUCCAUUGUGGCAUUUUACAUCUAUGAACAAACAAAAAAUGCCCAAUUCAUCGUCAUCUCCCUGCGAAACAACAUGUUUGAGAUUGCAGACAGGUUAAUUGGGAUUUACAAGACCCAGAACACCAGCAAAAGUGUAGCCACCAACCCCAAAACCAUCUCUGCCAAGGGCCUGGCAGAACUCGCUGCUCUUGAUCGUGCCACAGACGCAAAAUAA
This is a messenger RNA of Acanthisitta chloris (rifleman), 3921 nucleotides long. RefSeq names its product structural maintenance of chromosomes 4 (gene SMC4). NCBI's taxonomy places the organism in Eukaryota, Metazoa, Chordata, Aves, Passeriformes, Acanthisittidae. The record is from RefSeq and is a predicted model, not a curated record. The coding region runs from base 1 to 3921 and encodes 1306 amino acids. Gene Ontology annotation, cellular component: chromosome. Gene Ontology annotation, molecular function: protein binding; ATP hydrolysis activity; ATP binding. The transcript is spliced from 23 exons. Gene Ontology annotation, biological process: mitotic chromosome condensation.